This is a messenger RNA of Cyclopterus lumpus (lumpfish), 4372 nucleotides long. It is a transcript of the gene stx3b, whose product is annotated as syntaxin 3A. The transcript has 11 exons. The coding region runs from base 376 to 1245 and encodes 289 amino acids. Gene Ontology annotation, molecular function: SNAP receptor activity; SNARE binding. Gene Ontology annotation, biological process: intracellular protein transport; synaptic vesicle fusion to presynaptic active zone membrane; exocytic insertion of neurotransmitter receptor to postsynaptic membrane. Gene Ontology annotation, cellular component: postsynapse; endomembrane system; SNARE complex. The record is from RefSeq and is a predicted model, not a curated record. Lineage: Eukaryota; Metazoa; Chordata; Actinopteri; Perciformes; Cyclopteridae.
GCUAGAAAAGUGCGUUUUAGAAUGAUUACUGUUGGCCAGCGCAGAGACAGAUUAUAGAGCUCUACACAACUGUUGUUUUAAUCCCCUGGGCGAGGAGAUUUAGCAAAGAAAAAAACACUGGUUUUAAACCCAGCAGCCAUAUUGUAUGGAAAAACGAAGGAAAGACUCCGCUUUUCUGAAAAGGUCGUUUACUCAUACACCUCUCUCAAGACUUUUGGGGAGUUUAAUUGUUUUUCUUACUGGCGGUGGGUUUCUCUCGGACAACUAGCUUGCCAGCUGGUUGCGGAAUUCUCAGAUUGGGACUAGUUUUUGAGCAUUUUUAUACAAUAUUGGGAUCAUCUUUUGGUGUACGGUGUUCAAAUAUCCGCGUGAAACAUGAAGGACCGAUUGGAACAACUUAAAGCGACGUGUGAUCAAGAUGAUGACGAGGUGGAGAUUGCUAUGGACAAUGCGGCCUUCAUGGACGAAUUCUUCUGUCAGAUUGAGGACAUCAGGAGCAGUAUUGAUAAAAUUGAUGAGAAUGUGGCUGAAGUCAAAAAGCUUUUCUCCGUCAUCUUGUCUGCUCCCACAUCAGAUCAGAAAACCCAGGAUGACUUGGAGGCAAUCACCAACGACAUAAAGAAGAUGGCUAACAAUGCAAGAAACAAACUCAAGACCAUCGAGAGGAAUCUGGAGUCAGAGGAGCAGGAGAGGGUGUCUGCUGACAUCCGGAUACGUAAAUCACAGCAUGCAGUCCUGUCCAGGAAAUUUGUGGAGGUAAUGACAAAGUAUAAUGAAGCUCAGGUGGACUUCAGGGAGAGGAGUAAAGGACGUAUUCAGAGACAACUAGAGAUCACUGGACAAGCAACAACAGAUGAUGAACUUGAAGAGAUGUUGGAAAGUGGCAAUUCUGCUGUGUUUACGGCAGGGAUUGUGGACGCUGGGAUCUCAAAACAAGCUCUAAGUGAGAUUGAAGCCAGACACAAAGACAUUGUCCGUCUGGAAAGUAGCAUCAAGGAGCUGCACGAUAUGUUUGUAGACAUCGCCAUGCUUGUGGAGAACCAGGGUGACAUAGUUGACAACAUAGAGCAGAAUGUAUCCAAGUCAGUGGACCAUAUCACAGUGGCUAAGGAACAGACCAAAAAAGCUAUAAGGCAUCGGACCAAAGCCCGCAAGAAAAUGGUGAUAAUAGUGGUGGUUGUGGUGGUCUUGCUGGCCUUACUAGCUCUCAUAAUCGGGUUGUCUGUGGGAUUGAAGCAAAGGUGAUGAGCUAUUUGAAUAUGAGGAGCACUAAGGAAGAUGAUCUUAAUUGUUGUAGUCUGUGCUGUGGAUGUUCUCAUCUUCCUCAUCGUCAUCCUCACCCAGACACGAUCACAGGCCUGCUGUUUUUAUCAUCAGUUAUUAAUCAUCCACUUCAUCCUAUACUCCGUCAGCUGCGCCACCAAAGACAAAACUGAUACUGAUGGCUCCAUAUGGAUAAAAUGUUUAACUUGCAGAUGUACAACUUUUUGGUUGAAGAACAAGUGUUGCAUUUUAUCUCUGGAUAAGAAAGAAGACCACCGAGACUUGGGAUAUUAUAAAACCUUUUUAUCCAAUCGGACCCGUCUUUCCUGGUCGGUUCGUUUGAGUCCCGCAGGAGGCUUGGACAGUUUGAGGAUGCUCUGCUGCAAAUGAGGAAAUGAGACUGAAGCUGACUGCGUGGAGAGGAAGAGAGAAUUGAGAAAUAACUGAUCAUAACGCCACAUAAUGUCACUUAACAUUUCAUUGUCUAACAUUCAAUGCCAAAGAAAGUGUUGAGUGAAAUAGAUUUGAAUGUCCAGUUAGUGGGACCCUUGUGAAGCCUUGUAGAAGCACAUCACCUCCCUCGUCAUAAUCAUUGCCUUUUUAUGAGCCUUGACACAUUCUGUGAUUGAAAAGAUAGUAUAUUCACUGUACUUGGAAUGUGUUCGUUUAGAGUUUUUUUUUUUUUUUAGCACUUUCACAUUUCAAAUGAUGUCUUUUAUUUCUGCAAUUAAGCUCAGACAAUCAUUUGAGUAAUAGGAUUGUGAUUUUAUGUGUCGUAGAUAUGCAACCCUGAAUAGGUCUCAGUUCUUUUAACUUGAAGAGGAUCGGUGUGCUAACUUAUGAUUCUUCAGUUUGGAGAGCUCAGUGGUUCUUAUUUUAAAUAUGGAGGACGUCCUCAUGGGAACCCAUUUCAAACACCGGUGGAGCUUAGAUGAGCAAACAAACAAACAAACAAGCUUGGUGCAUUAACAUGUAUCCAUUGCUUUAAGGCUUGAAAUGCCUGAAUAUUUGUUUUGUAUCUUUGCUAACUUGAUACAAUGUCAGCUUGACUUUCUACACUUAAAGACAUGAUUGACUCCAUUGUUAAAAUCCUGUACAAACAUAAUGCCUUCGUGCGAAAAGAGAGAUUGGUAGUAACACUAUCAUAUUUCAAUCUCCGUGCCAGAGUUCCGUAAGUAAUAGUAAUAUAUUUAUAAUACUUUUUGAUGACGUUGCAAAGUAAGUCGCAAAGACGGAUGAAAGUGUAAAAGGACACUCUAACCUCCAGUAAGAUCUCCCUGAUUGGUGGUCUUUACUAGUGCGAUAUGCAUUUCCUGGCAUAUUUUAAAUCAUAUUUAUACUGUAAAUGUAUACCUCAGUUGCCAGUUUAUUGGGUACAACUAUCUGAAACGAAUGCAUUAAUACAGCAGCCCUGCAAUAAAUCCUCUUGUCUUGAAGGUUCUUGAAUGUUCAGUUUUUCUUGAAAUAGCUAUUGAGGUAUGCUGGUUAAUUAAACUUUAUGGACCGGCUGCCUGCCAACGUCUGAGACAAUUCAACAGCACCAACAAGUACAGCCUCUAAAUAGACAAUACAGUUGAUUUAACACAUAUCUUAAACAGUUUCAACAAAAACUGUACAUAACGCAAUGUUUAAAGUACAUAACUUUAUUGAUUUUAUCUAUCCCUAACAAUGUCUGAUGUGUUGUGUUCUAUACUUUUUUCUUGUUCGAGGGAAUUUGAGAGUUUUUAAAACCCAGUGCACAUGUCACCAAGAGGCUUUAAUUUGGCAGUUAAAGUAAUUAAAGGUGACGCCAGCUGUGCAUUCAAAGACUGUAUGAGAGACAUUAUGUCCCAUCAUUUAGAGACUGGUAUUUACCACGUCUAGGAGUUCUGUAGCGCAAAGACAUCAUCUUUUAAUGUCAAGUACAUUAUGAGGGCGGCUGUCUGAGGGAAGUCUUUGUUUCUGUUCGACCAGAGCCUGAAUGGUUCUUUUUCAUUCUGGUUGAGCUCUUGAAAGUGAGAGUCCAUCCCAGCUUUGUCUUUUGACCGCACUCAUGCAGCCAUCGACUGUUUAAUCCUAAUGCUUCUAUUCAAGCUUUUUUUCUUCACACGCCACCAAGAGAAGGAGGGGAAACUGAAGCAGCUGUACACUGUAUAACUUAAGGUGCCACAAAUGUUAUUGAAAUUAAAGAUUUUAUGUUUUUUAAUGACUUGGUUGACUAUAGUGUCUACUUGUGACCUCAUGCCUGUCCCUUUUGUGAGUGACGGGAAGUGUGUGUGUGUGUGUGUGUGUGUGUGUGUGUGUGUGUGCGUUUAUGGGAUGGUUGUAGCUGUUGUCAGCAGAUUAACCAAUGUUACAAAGUACAGUUUUUAAAGCCUGGUGCACACUUUUAAAGAGGUACGUUUUUUCACCUUUUCUCUCUCUUUACACACAAACACACACACACACACCCUGAUCUCUGUAACCCUUUGUUCUCCUUCUGAUCAAUCAUUUCCUCAAAUCAAUGUGUCCAUUAGUGUGAGUAAUUGUAUUGUGUUAAAUGCUGUCUGACCAACUUUUUAUUUUUAUUUUGUAUUAAAUCAACAGAAAAAGAUGAUGAUUACAUUGUGCUGUACCAUCAUUGGAAUCGUUGGAUUCUCCUAUAUCUACAGCUUCUUCUCAUAAAAGGUGUUACAGGUAAAACAGCUGCAACCGCCUUUAACACUAUGCAUUCAAUUAUUUCAAACUAAAUGUUGAAUAAGGUCCUUUUUGUGUUUGUGCAGAGUUCCUAUGGAAGAGGGUGUCAAGAAAGUUUCCUCAGGCACUUCCUGUGUUUACCCUGACCAUUAUUUGAAUCUAAUUUAAAAUCGAAUAAAAGUAUAAAAAAUGAACCAAACCAACCCUGUGCACUUACCCUUUUAUUAAUCAUCUUGCUGUAUGAAGUGUUUGAAAACGUGUUAUAAAUGUGUAGAUGUGUCUCAGUCUGCCUGUUCGUUACCAGAUGGAUCAAUAUGAGACUUAAAAUCUUUUUGGACCGUGCUUGUCGGGUGGAGUCUACCGCCUCCUGGUGGUGUUUGGAUCAAAUCAUAUUUGUUUAUUGUAAGGAAAUUAUUUCGAAGGAUUCAUUUAAAAAAUAAAUGCAUGAAGAUGA